Messenger RNA from Lineus longissimus, 1263 nucleotides. RefSeq lists its product as uncharacterized. Bases 40 to 1038 code for a protein of 332 amino acids. The transcript is spliced from 5 exons. NCBI's taxonomy places the organism in Eukaryota, Metazoa, Nemertea, Pilidiophora, Heteronemertea, Lineidae. The record is from RefSeq and is a predicted model, not a curated record.
CAGAAUUUCCGCAAACAUACAGAUGUUUUGAUUUGAAAUAUGGAGAAUACUAACAUAUUCGUUAUUUUCGUGUUAUUCUUGCCUUAUAUCGUCUGGUCUCAAGACUUCCAGGAGACUUGUUCCGGCGACAUGAAAAUAGAGUGCGCCACAGGUGACAUCGUCAUCAUCCACAUCAACCAGGGAGAGCGCCUCCUUGAGGACAGAUGCAAGCAAGGUCGUCACAAGGAGGACAAGCUAUUCGAAAGACAAAUCUGGGACUUGUGCAGCGCCAAGCAAAGCUGUGUCAUUCCGUUUAAGUACAAAAUGGAGGACUUGCAGUACUUAGAAGUUCUUUAUGACUGUGGGGUUCGGCACGACCUAUGUCGUGAUGUCACAAUAACCGGAAAUACGUCAUACCUCGAAAGCCCCAAAUUCCGGAAAGUAUUCCCAUACACAUCAAAACAAAAAUGUUCAUGUGAGGCCAAGUUUGAUUCAAAUCGAGAUGUCAAGGUCUCCUUUACUCACAAUGUGUUCAACACAAGCAAAGCACACGUGAAGGUCUUUUGGGAUAACAUAACAAAAACCAUUGACAACAAGACGGAGAGAAAGAUCGCGAGUAAACUGUCGCACCAGGCCACGGAGCGUUUCAAGGUGAUCUUUGAAGCUGGCGAGGAACCUGGGGGCGGGCACUUUCAGCUGAGUUAUGAGACGGAUAAGCCAAUCACGAUGGUGUGUAACCCAGGCACAGACCAGAGCGCAAAUCUGCUAUUUUUCCUGGUCGCCCCCGCCGCCUUCGUGGGUUCACUUAUCAUCCUAGCCAUAGUGAUCUGCAUUGUAAGAGGCAACGCAGCCAAAAGGAGGCGGGACCGUGCUAACCGGCAAGAUUUCGUCGAUAGGCCUAAUCCGGGCACUCCAGAUUACGCUACGCGGGAAAGCUUCGCAUCGAGUUACACGGGGUCCAGCUGUUCUUGUGAAGAGCACCAGGCAUGCCAGGCUCACGUUGAUCACUAUGAUCGUCCAAGGCCGGGAAAUAUUUACGUGGGAAUGGGUCGUCUGUGAUUGUGAGGUAGCAGUGAAGCAAGGACAAAUAAAAACUAGUAUUUAUUAAAUCUUUCUAAAACUGUCAAGAAAUACUUUUCUCUGGUCGAUAAUUCUAACAUAUUUAUAAUGGAUUAUGUAUUAGCCUCGUUUAGGCCGCUGAGAUUUUGAUUAGACAACGAUAACCUCUUGGUUUGGUAUAAAAUAAAUGUGUCAAAGCAGAUUCACGUUGGACCUUGCCUAAAA